CUCGAAUUUGAAUAUAUAUAUAUAUCUCAAAUUCAAUCAAAUGGAAAAUAAUCCAAGCUGGUAGUAAAAUGACAACCUCUCCUUAUGACCAAUUAAAACAUGUAAAUAUUUUUACCAUUAUAUCUUUGCAAAAUCGUUUCAAGACAUGUAAACUCUUUUACCACAUGUUAGAGUUUGGUUAUAUAUGUUCAAGUAAUGCUUGUGAUUUUAGGGUUAGAUUUUGGAAUACAAGAUAUAUUUCUUUAAAAAUUAAAAUUUGACAUAUAAGUAUUAGUUAUGUAUAUAUUAAACUUUUUAUAAGUUGAUUUAAUGAAGUGUUUAUUGCUAUCUAGUAAAAUUAUUUGAUUUUAGGGUUUAGAGGUGUAAGAUUAGAAGUUUAUCAAGACGUUACGUACUAGUGGACUUCUUUAGAAGCCUCUCGAAGGUAUGGUAAAUUUAGGGUUAGGAGACUACUAAACUAGCAGACUUCUCAACUAUAUUUCACUAACAGACUUUUUUCACAAAUGUUAAACAUCAAAAUUUUUAACCUUAUUGAAAAUUUAUCAUCUUAUAUAAAAUAAUGUACACAUUCUUUUUCUUUAUGUUAAAUGACAACAACAAAAACAAAACGUUUCUUUUUAUAAACUCUCUAACCUCUCUAUAAUAUGUUUGAAUUUGAAAACACUAAACUUUAUAUCAAUAUCUCAUCUUUGUGUCUCAUGUCUUUCUCACAAUUUUAUCUUUUUUGGAUGUUUAAUAUUCCAUAGUUUUCAUCUUCCCCUCUUAAAAAGGUAGAUCUAUAAAUUUUAAAUGUGUAUAUUUUUUUUAUUUGUUAGAUUCGAAUAAAACUAUAGAUAUAACGUAAUGUGUAUAGUUUUGAAAUUAUAAUUUAUUUAGAAGCUAUUUUAACGUUUUCAGGUUUUUCAGAUCUCAUGAUAAUAUAUUGGACUUCAGACUUCAUUAGCAUAAUUCUUCAAUAUAAUUUUAACCAAUACUAGAUCUCAACCCGCACAACCGUGCGGGUGUUAUCUUUACUUUUUAUGUUUGAUAAUUAUGAUUUGUUUUAAUAUUUUGUAAAAUAAAUUUGUUGACAACAUGUGUUAUUAAUGUUAAGAACUAAAGUGGUAUGUUAGAUAAAUAAUUUGUUUUUAAUAUUUAUUAUUUCUAAACUUACCAUUUUUAAGUUUAUUUAUUUACAAAUCAUACAAUUUCUAUGAUUUGUAUAUAUAUGUUCUGAUAAAAAAACAGAUUUUUCAUUUUUUUUUUUGGUUUUUAUAUGCUUUCAUUUAUAUAUGUUGUAAUUUAUUUUAUAUCUUGUUUAGUUAUAAAACUUCUAAUAUUUGACUAAUUUUUUUUUCUAGGAUAGGUCCAGCUUAAAAAUCACACAUGAAUUAACAUUGUGACUUCUAUUUUAAUAGAAUAGAUUAUGUUUUUUUUUAAGCUAGUAUAAUAUUUAACGUAAUUCUGUUUCGAAAAUAUCGGAAAACAUUUUAAAAGGUCACGGCAACAAUAAAUAAGUGAGCUUGAUCUCCAAGCUUUAAAAUAAAUAUUGUAUGUAGAAUAUCAUAUAUUUUAGUAAAGACACAAAAAUAAUAUAUUCUCCAAAAGUAGAUAUUCGGUUGAUUAGUUAUAAGGGAAUAAGUUAAUAAUCUUUAAUUCAUUUGAAUUUAAAUAGAAUAGAUGUAGAUAAUUCUGUUGCAACUGAAUGUAGAUAUUCUCAAAUUGUUAACGACGUAAACAUUGCACUAACUUCAUCUUCUCCAAAUGCAUGUGUUCAGUAAAUUAUUAACAUAUUUUCAGAGCUUACAAUCAAAUAAAAAUAUCAUGGGAAAUACGUAUAUGAAUGUCAAACUUGACACAUACCAAAACUGAAAUAAUUAAAUAAUAUGGGAAAGACGUAAAUGAAUGCCAAACUUGACAUGAACUUCAUAUUUAUUACAAUCAGAAACUGGAUUUAGAUUAGAUAUAUAGACAUGUGGAUCUGAAAAACAAAAGCACUCUUGAUUAUUUCAUAUCUUUUCGUAGGCAAUGUUAUAUAUGUGAAGAUGAUAUUAGUUCAUUUGGAUUUAGAUUAGAUAUAUAGUACAUGUUGAUCUGUAUAUUUAAUUUUGUCUUUUAUUUAAUAUAACUAUUAUUAAGGAAUGAAAAUGUAUUGUGACCAACUCUAGUAAGUAGUUCAUUUUUUAAAAAAAAUCACACAUGAAUCAAGGUUGUGACUUCUCUUUUAAUAGAGAAGAUUGAUAUAUGUCAUUUUUCACAAUUAUUUUUGUGUGUUAAUCCAAAUAAAGUUAGACAUUCAACUUAAUGUAAUUGCUUUCUUAUUAUUUUAGCCUAGAUAAUAUUUUUCAUUGUUUCAUAUUUCGCUAUCCAAAAAAAAAUGUAGAUCUUUAAAUUUUUAAUGUUUUUUUUUGUUUUAUGUGUGUUUAAAACCAAAUAGAACUAUAUAUACAAAAUCAUUGUGAUUAUAUGUCUUUGUUAUUACCUUAGUUGCAAAAGUUGUAGUUUUAAACAAUAUAAAAUAUAUUGGAAUUUGAUCGCGAAUAAAAAUAUUUUAUCAUGAAGUCUGCCAAGGAGCUAUGCACUAGAAAACUUCAUAAUGAAGUAUUCUAAUUUAGGAUUAUAUGACUUCUUGAAGAAGUCUUAUAACCUAUAAUGCACUAGCAAAAUUCUCAUAGAAGUCUUCUACAAGAUGUACGAUGGUCUUGUCAAUCAUGUUUCAGUUUCAUCUACUAGAUGUAAAGUAAGAAAACAUGUAGAGAGAUGUUCUUGUGUUGAUUGUUUAUAUAAUGAUGUAAACUAUAUAUACACCCACUUGGUCUUCAAUCCAAUAAAAAAAACUUUUUGUCUAAUGUUAUUUUGUUUUAAUUUUUUUAAUAAUGUUUUAAUAAUAUUUUAACUAUAAUAUCAAAAUUAAUUAAUUAAGAGGUCUAAAUAAUGUUUUUGCCUAGGCGCCCUUCAUAACCUUUAGCCGGCCUUGGAUGCAAUGAAUAGAUGUAAUGUUCACUUUGUAAUCUUUCAUUUUCUAUUUAAACCUUUGUUGUUGUGAUGUACAACAAGUUAAGAUUUCUAUUCUAUUAAUAAAAAAUGAAGUUCUUGUUCCUUUAGUUUGCAAUGAACACAAUCAUAUAGAUUAUGAAAAAAAUAUUUGUUCUCUCUUUCAGAUAUUAAUCUCUUACUCUUUGUUUUAUUCUAGAAACUACAGUUUCUUUUACAUGUUAUCAGAGUCAAAGACCAACUAAAGCACAAAAAGAAUUAAAUAUUUGCAAAAAAGAUUCAAGAAAAAAUUGAAACGAUGGAAGCAACAAUGCAACAAGUGAUUCCCAUAUUUGAUGGGAAAAAAGUAUGAUUUCAGACAAAUUAAAAUGAUAACAAUUUUAAAAACUCAAAAACUGUGACAGCAGUGGAGAAUUGAGUUUUAAACCAACCGGCACAAACAGAUGAAACUCCGAGAGUGUUACAGCUGAGAAAUCAAUGGAAAGAAGCAUCAUCAAAAGAUACGAUGGCACUACAAGUUCUUCAAACUGAUGUGUCUGAUCUUAUAUUCUCUCGCAUAGCACCAUUGGUUUGGUUACUUCAAAAGAAAGAAGAGAAAAUGUACAUUGAUGGCUAGGAUUUCUAAUUUCUUUGGAACUCUAAAGGGUCGCUAUGGAUUUUUGAUGGGAAAUAAGAAAGAAAUUAGCUUUCUAUUUAUAAAAAAAAUGAGUGAAAUCUUUAGGGUUUAAUCCUAACAAGAUUUUGACCCGCGCUUUGAAAGUGCGAGAUAUUUUAUGAUGAAAAAUUCCAUCCAUAACUUUAAAAAUAUUUUGUUAAUUUGGACGAAUUUCGCUUAUUUAAAUUUUUUUGCAUUAAAUUAGCGUUUUUCUUAAAUAUGACCCAAACAUGAUGUCAAACCAGUUAAUCCGGUGUUCCGAUGUGUAAUUCAGUUUUGGGUUUUGAAAAUAUACAUAUUUAAAAAUCCGAUAAAACCCUUAAAUCCCUAAAACCUGAAACUAACCGUCUGAACCGAUGGAUGACUGAUAUGUAGUCCAGUUUGAUUUAUAUUGUUAUAGUUUCAUAAUUUAAUCCAAAUAUUAAAGUUCAUUUUUUCAAUUUUAUGAUAUUAGAAUGUUUUUACAAAAAAUUGAUAGAGAAAAUGAUAAAUAUAAAACAAUUAAGAGCUAUAGAAAAGUCUUGAUCAUAUUAGUCUCAUACAUAUAAUUUGGAAACAUGCCUUAUUUUAUUGCUUUUGAUUUUGUUGUUGGAAAUAUAUGAUGCAAAUAUUUAGGAAACAAAAGGAUUUUAAAAAGGACCAUAAAUAUAAUAGUGGCAUAACUUGUUAUAUUAUUAUAAAAUUAUGGAGAUGUAGAAAAUAAUAUUUCAGUUUUAAUAGAAUAAGUACAAAAAAUUUGAUAGAGAAAAUGAUAAAUAUAAAACAAUUAAGAGCUAUAAAAAACCUUGAUCAUAUUAGUAUCAUAAAUAUAUUUUGGAAACGUGCUUUAUUUUGUUUUGUUGCUCUUGAUUUUGUUGUUGGAAAGAUAUAAUGCAAAUAUUUAGGAAACAUAAUAUAUUUUUAAAAGACCAUAAAUACAGCAAUGGCACAACUUUUAUUAUUGUUUUAUAAAAUUAAAGUGAUAUAAAAAAAACAUUUCAGUUUUAAUAGAAGGAAAAUUGCACUCUCUACACACUACUUUCUUCGUAAUUAGGUGCAUACACGAAAACACUGUGUUGACUGUUUAACAAUAUUUCAAGACACUGCUCCCCCUAUCAAUGCAAUCUCCAUUCUAUAACCUAAAAUAUUUUGUAAUCUCUGCGUAAGAAUUUAUUUAGAUUUCCGUAUCUUCUUGUCUGACAUAGUGAAUCUUCUUUUUUAAUUACACAAAACUUUUUUUUUACAAGACUUCUUUUGACAUCCAAAAUCCUAUUUCGUUGAUUAAUCAUCCGUUUUCUUUCAUUCCAACUUCGAUUCUCUUUGAUUCGGUGUAUCCCUUUUCCUGAGUAGUUUUUGCAUCGAAAAUGGAUCAUGGAAACUAAACGCAAGAGACUCAAACAGAAGAGAAAAAUAAUAUAUUAGAAACUAAACGUCUAAAUUUUUUUUAUGAGAUAUCAAGAACAAUACAAAUCUAAUACCCAUGAACUUGAGAUAAGCAAAAUAAUUGAGCUGUUAAAAGAUAUGAAAUCUAUAAUCAUGUAUAAUUUGUAAUAAGAAAUUGGUGAAACCAUUGCGCUCCAUGAUCAAGAUCAUGUGAGCUACAGAGCGUUAAAAAGAUGAAGUUGCAGAAAGUAAAAAAAUUCUUAAGCUUUCCAACAAAACCCACAAACAAAGAACAAAACUUUAAAAUUUACGAAACCAAAAGAGGCUCGAAAUAAAAUGAACACUAAAAUCAUAAUGUUUAUUAACUGAAUACUUCUGUUUUCCAGGGGGACUUUUCUCUAUUUCAAUUGAUAGAUAGAGAGUAGAUUUUGAGUUAAUAAAUGGAGAAUAUAAACGAAGAAAAAAAAUGAAUAAAUCGUUAGAGAAAUUUUUGUAAGUUUUCCAUUUGUUGUAGAAAGAAAGAGGAAAAUAGAAAAUAUCUCGUUCAAAUCUUUUAAAAAAUUUACAAUAUUUUAUAUAAUCAGCUGACAGCUAUAAUCGUACUUGCCAUGCAAUUGCCUCAUUUACAGAGGGAUCAAAUUGCAAUUCUACCUUUUCAUAUAACACUGUACCGCACAUAUUAUCAUGGUGGUAGGUAGAUCAUUAAUUAUACAUAAGUUUUAGAGUUUUGACCCAAUUGACUUUUAAUAAAAUAGAUAAGCACUGAUUCUAAGACCAUGAUUAUCGCAGGUCCUAAGUGGGGGUUUUAAACAAAUUUUGUGAUUUAAUUAAAUCAAAAGAAAAGAAAAAGAGAAUUACCGAUCCUUAAUGGGGAGUUUUGGAAACCGAUUUUUAGGGGAGUUUCAUAACCACGUGUCAGCAUCUCAUUUUUUUGUUUUUUUUUUCUUUUUCUUUUGUCUCUUCCUUUCCUUUUCUCACGGUUUCUCGAUCUCCGUCAGAGGAGAAGAAUCCAAACCGACGACGGACGAGGACUGUGUCAUCGACGUCUCCUCCGUCUUCUCCGUGUUCUUGUGUUCUUGUGUUCUCCGUCAUCGACGUCUCCUCAACUUUCUCGGUGCUCACCGCGUCUCCUCCAUCUUCUCUCUCUACGCCGUCAGAAGAAGGAUCAAAAUCCACCACCAAUUGACAAAUCUCUCGGUACUGAUGGCGUCUCCUCCGACCCUAAAGCUUGGUUUCAAUUGACGAUCUUCAGUUUGGAGAUCAGCUUCUGGUCCAAAAGAGUGGCAUUGAGGUUUUCAUCAAAGAAUGGCAUUGACAUUGGCAUAUGGAUGAUCAAAUCAUGCCGGCGUCAACACUGUCACUCACACUACUCCUACGGCGGCGAUUACGCGACUUUGACCAUCUCCGGCGAUAAGAAAUCCACCCCUGUUUCCCCGACUUCCGAAUCCGAUUCAAAAGUUAGAGAGUCCGCAACCUAAAAUCUGAACCAUGGUGAAAGAUCCAACAGUUACGACGGGAUCCGGUGACAAGAAAGUCAAGAUUGACAACCACCACACAACAAUUGGUGAGGAAACAGAGAUGGAUUUUUAAAGAACUCGGGAAUCGGAUCUCGGAAGUUAAUGGUUUGGUGAAGACCACGAUGAAGAUGAUGGAGGUGCUAGUCCAGUAUAGUGAGCAGUUGCAGAUUGUGGAGUCGGUAAAAUCCUUUGGGAGGUUUAGAGUUUAAGAAGAGGAAAACGUGACCAUAUGAUUAGUGCCAGAAACAAAAUAAGUGUUGAUUUGGAGAUUUAAGAAGAAGAUCUAUUGAUUUGAAAUGAAAAUGGUGAGAACAUUGGGAAAGAAAGAGAAGAUGAUAGAGAUGUGAGUUACGGGAAAGAAAGAGAAAGAAGAUGGAAAUUUUGGGCAGGGACAAAACAGGAAAGAUAGAGACAAUUGUCUACAGUGAACAUGAGUUUUUAAUGGUUUUGGGUAGUUAGCUAAUUUUGUUCUCAUUUGUGUAUAUCUAGCAAAUUAUCUCAAAAAAAAAAGGAGACUAUCAAUGGCACUAAACGUGAUCGAGAACGUCCGAGUCAGGCCUGCUACCAAACCGUCCGAUGACUCAGUGCACUCCUUCAGUCUCCCUCUAAACUUCUUCGAGUUGCGCUGGAUAAAAUUCCAUCCUAAUCAGCGAGUCAUCUUCUACAGACUCACCGAGUCAUCAUCCGAGACAUUCCACUCUCACAUCCUCCCAAAGCUCAAGCUCUCUCUCUCCCAUGUCCUCCGCUACUACCUCCCACUUGCCGGCCUCCUCACGUGGGACCCACAAGAUCCAAAGCCGUCCAUCACCGUUUCGAAGAAUGACACGGUGUCUCUUACUGUCGCAGAGACCGACGCAGACUUCUCCUUUUUAACCAGCAAUGGACUACGUCCUGCGACCCUCUUUCAUCCUUUGGUACCUGAGUUAGAAGUCUCUGAUGACUCGGCGACCCUUCUCUCUCUGCAAAUCACGUUGUUCCCCAGCCAAGGCUUCUGCAUGGGCAUUGCAUCGCACCACUCCGUCAAUGACGGUACAACGUCAGCAAUGUUUAUUAAAUCAUGGUCUCAUAUUUGCAGAUUGCAUGAACACAGCAACGCCAUGGAGUUUCCUCUUCUUCCGGAGGAUCUUACUCCGACUUUUGAUCGUACGGUCAUCAAUAUUCCGUCAGGACUCGAGUCAAAAAUGAUUGAUCUUUUGUCGUCUCGAUCAAAGGACAGCGACAACUUCAAAACCCUGAAGCCGCCACCACUCGAUGAGAUAAGCUCCGACGUUGUCCGUGUCACUCUUGAGUUAACUUCGGAGAACAUUGAGAAACUCCGGGAACGAGUGGGGAACGAAUCAGCUCGCUCUCCGCUCGAGCUUCACUUGUCGGCCUUUGUCAUCGCGUAUGCUUACUCAUGGACGUGUGUAGUGAAAGCGCGUGGAGGCAACCCGAACAGACCAGUACGCUUUAUUUAUACAGCAGACUUUAGGGCUCGUUUAGACCCGCCACUUCCUGCUACAUACUUUGGGAGCUGUGUGCUGCCCUCAGGUUGGUUCCAGUACGAAGCGGGAACGUUUCUGAAAGAAGGUGGUUUUGUUAAAGCAGUCGAGAUUCUAAGUGAUUCAGUCAAACGUUUAUGUUCGCAAGGGAUAGAGUCGUUCUUUGAAGACUAUGUGCAGAGAGGGAAGAAUGUUAUAGCAGAUGCACAGGCGGGGAGUGUGGCAGGGUCAACCCGAUUAGCGAUAAACAGGACAGAUUUUGGAUGGGGCAGACCUGUUAAAACCGAGUUUGUGUCCAUUGACCGCAAUGAAGCAUUCUCUAUGUUGGAAAGGAGGGAUGACUCAGGUGGUGUGGAGAUUGGAGUGUGCUUGAAGAAGGGCGAGAUGAAUACUUUUCUUUCUUUAUUUAAAGAUGGCCUAAGCGAUUAGGCUUUAAUAGUGAGAGGCCUAAGCAUCAUCUCCCCAGACAUAUCGUGGACUACAUCGCCUUGGAUCUAUCGUAUUAUUGUUGUAUGGUUCUUAUUUCGAUUAGUUAUUAUUAUUUUUUUUUGUUGGGGCUUUAGCUUCUAUUUAAGUUUACUUUCAUUGUAAGCUUUCAGUGGCUUUUGUUUAACAAAGAGAACUCCUUGGUCUCUA
This is a messenger RNA of Brassica rapa (field mustard), 8624 nucleotides long. Its product is annotated as BAHD acyltransferase At3g29680-like. NCBI's taxonomy places the organism in Eukaryota, Viridiplantae, Streptophyta, Magnoliopsida, Brassicales, Brassicaceae. The record is from RefSeq and is a predicted model, not a curated record.